Messenger RNA from Pochonia chlamydosporia 170, 2667 nucleotides. RefSeq names its product sulfatase domain-containing protein. The transcript has 3 exons. NCBI's taxonomy places the organism in Eukaryota, Fungi, Ascomycota, Sordariomycetes, Hypocreales, Clavicipitaceae. Bases 1 to 2667 code for a protein of 888 amino acids. The record is from RefSeq and is a predicted model, not a curated record.
AUGUAUCCUUCUUUGGUUUGCUUUUUAUUCGCAAUCUUCUUUGUUUCGACUACGACGACCAAGCUUCUGCGUCUGUUUCUCAACGCACAUGUCUUUCCGACCGGCGUCUUCAUCUUUUGCCUACCGGUCUUCAUCGUUCCCGAUAUUGUCUUGACUAGUCUGGUUUGGCUUCUGUUGCGCCGCAGGAAUGGGUUAUUUGCCCUGCUUGGGUUUGUCGUUGGCGCCUUGAUCUGCCUCGUCAAUCUUGGCGCUGCUUCCUCCCAGUUGGGCUUCUUUUAUCAAACUGGUGGCGAGAUCGACUGGGGCGACGCAACCUCGUUUGCCUUUAGCGAGGAGGGCCGAAAAGUCUUGCUCAGCGAGGGUGCGACGCCGCUUGCCUUUACCUGUAUUAUUUUGAUAGUCUCAUGGAUUGUCAAGCUCCGACUCUACAAAGCUGUGAGCGCGGCCCUGGCGGCCGGUGAGAUUCAUGCACGAUCAGUAAUUCGAUGGACUGCGUCCAAGGCUGGUGUCGGCGGAUCGUCACCAAAGUCAAAGGGGGAAACCGAGUCCUCUCUCCUACCCACCCACGAAUACGACGACUCCGACUCCGACUACGAUGAGCUGCCCAGCAACACGCGCCGACGGGCUAGCGACGGCGAUGCCAUGUCGCCUCGUGCCAUGCAAUGCCCGCGCUUUGUUCCUUUGAGCUUUAGCGUCAUGGUCGUGCUGGGUUUCCUUUCCAUUUUGGUACUCUUCGACCCGGAGCGGCCGUACAGUCGCAUGUUUACCACCUUGCCGCUGCCGCUGCUCGCCGUUUUUGCGCCAAAGUCUGUCGAAUGUGCAACGACUUCCUGGCCGCUGCCCGACCUUCUGGACCGCGCGAAAUGGGAGUCACCCAAGGGAAAUUUCAAGGGCUGGGCUCCGGGCACGGCAAAUGACAUUAUCCAAAAAUACCGAGAGAGGAAGCCCGACUGGCUGCCGGCAGAGCUGCCCCAGGGCUUCACUCGUUGGGACCCCGAGGCCACGACAGCCACUGUCCAAGAACUCGUCAAAAACACCACGAGUCACGACCACAGCUGCCCGGAUCCGCUCGUACUGGACCCGUAUUACAAUCCCGCAAACGAUCCCAUGAAGAUCUCCAACCUAGACAACCCGGUGUUGCAGCCCCUCCAAAAGGCCUUGCAGGACGGUUCGGUGAAGAUUAGGCACAUUGCCCUGAUUUUGAUGGAAAGCAUGCGUGAAGAGCUGUUUCCCUUGCAGCAGGGUUCUGGUUUCCACGACUUGCUUAUAAAGUCCCACGACGACCUCGACCAGGACGACGUCAAUGAGCUGCUCUCGCACAUCUCUCCCAAUACCGAACGAGUCACCGGCAAACCGGGCAACUGGAAGAGCAAAAACGGCACAGCCUUUGGGCGCAAGUACGCGGAAUGGAAUGACAAGACGAAGGAUGGCUUUGGUGGCGUCAAUGUGAAUGGCGGGCUCACCACGAGCAGCGUAUCGACCAAGAGCUUGGCCGCCGUCCACUGCGGCGCUUGGCCGAUGCCGGUCGACAUGUUCGAGGAAGCAGAGACGGAAAGUUAUCAGCCGUGCCUCCCAGAACUGCUCCAGCUCUUCAAUACACUCAAGCCCAACACCUCGUCGAGCAACUUCCGCGACCACCAAUGGUACCCGGCCUUUUUCCAGGCCGUCACGGACGGCUACGAUCGCCAGGACAAGUUUGAUUCCAAGAUUGGCUUCAAGCACAUUGUGAACAAGAACCGCAUCAAGGAGGACGCCGAGAACAACCCCGAGUUGGAAGAGAUCAACUACUUUGGCUUCCCGGAAACAGCCCUCAAGACGUACAUCACCGACUACAUCACUAAUGCGACGGCAAACAACCAGCGCAUGUUCCUGUCGCACUUUACCAGCACCACGCACCAUCCCUGGGCGGUGCCCAAGUGGUUCAACUCGAGCGAGUACAUGGGCUCGGCGCACGGCUUGAUGCAGACGCACAAGGACCUCAACAGCUACCUCAACACGAUCCGCUUCAACGACGCGUGGAUUGGCCAGCUCAUGCAACUCUUUGACGAUCAGGGCAUCUCGGACGAGACGCUUGUUAUUUUCGUGGGAGAUCACGGCCAGGCCUUCAAGGAGGACUUUAGCAAGACGGGCACCUAUGAGAAUGGCCACAUUAGCAAUUUCCGCGUGCCCAUCACCUUCAGGCACCCCAAGCUCCCCCGGGUGCAGCACAGAGUCAACGCAACGUCGCUCAGCAUUCUGCCCACCAUUCUCGACCUCCUCGUUAACACCGGGUCACUCAACCAAAAGGACACUGCUGCCGCCGCAGACUUGGUACAAGACUACGAAGGCCAGUCGCUUAUUCGGCCCUUCAAGACCACGCACAAGGGCCGCCGUGCGUGGAAUUAUGGUUUGGUCAACCCCGGCGGCAGAAUGCUGACCAUCACCUCGUCAGACACACCUUGGAGGCUGAUUCUCCCCUUGGACAAGAAGACAGAAUACGUCUUCUCAGACCUGGGCAAAGACCCGAUGGAGUUGAAACGUGUGUUGGAGUGGUCCAUCAACAGCUUGGCAUCCACGGUUCGCGGAAAAUACGGCGACGAGGCCGCCGAUUGGCUCCUUGAAGCAGAAAAAGUUGGCCUGUGGUGGGCCUCGGAGCGAAAAAGACUUUGGAAUUACGACCCUUCAUAA